AGCUACAGAUUUCUGAAGAUAGCUAGCCCCAAUCGGAUCAAUUGUUCAAGCAUGGCUGCCCCAGUUGUCCCCAGUUUGAUUGUCAAUGAACUUCUUAAUAAAGACAACUACGAAGAUUGGAAGUUUCGGGUCGAAACCUAUUUAGUAGCUAAAGGUCUCUGGGGUGUUGUAGAAGACGACGCUGAGCCUCGUCGUAAAGGCAAAGAUAAACGUGAGGCCAGGGAAAAGAACAACGCCGAGGCUCUGCAUGCAAUUCAUAUUUGUUGCGGAAAUGAUGCCUUUUCAGCUAUCAGGGGCAAAAAGUCAGCCAAUAAAGCCUGGCAUGCUUUGGCUGCAUACGCAGGUUAUGAGGACACCUCAGGCGAUAGUGAUAGUAGUGAUGGUGAGACAACACAAAAACUAGAGAUGGAAGAUGCUGGAACAGAAAAAGAAGCGGUUGAAGGCGAUCUUCAAAGUGAUGAUAAGCCAGAGAAAGAAGAAGCUGUUGAGCCAGAGAAAGAAGUGGUUGAAGGAGAUGGAGAUGGAGAUGAGAACAGUUGCAACGACAACACUGACUACGAACCUUUGUUUCAUGCUGCAAAACUUUCGAAGUGGGACGUUGUAAUGGACUUUAUUAAAAAACACCCCGAGGCAGUAACAGAAACCGCUCCAACAGACGACGACAAGACAGUUCUCCAUUAUGCAGUCGAUGCUGUGCGGGUGGAUAUUGUAAAACAGUUGUUGCCGUUUAUCAAAGAUAAAGAUGAUUUGGAAAUAAUGGACGGUGAAUGUUGUACAGCACUUGAAUACUGUUAUAUGUUGCCUGAUAAAGAUGAAAUGGUCGAAAUAGCUAAAUGCUUGGUUCAAAAGACGGAGGAGCUAAUUGCAGGUGGUGUCGAUUAUCCCUACUUACUUGUCGAAGCUUUUAUUAACGGCAGACCAAAAAUGGCUGACUAUCUCUAUAAGGUCACUCAACUCAAAACUGACGAUCCCCGUGCCGCUCAACUUAUUUCCCUCAGUUUUAGCACGAAAAGAUUUGAUAUUGCGUGCGAUCUAAUCCAGCAAUACCCAAGCUUGGCUGUUGCUGAAGACUACUCUGACAAUUCCCCUUUGAAUGAAUUGGCAUGUACACCUUCUGCAUUCUUUAGUGGAAGCCAGCUCAAGUUUUGGGAAAAAUGGAUUUAUCACGUUAUAAACAUAAAACCUAGUCCUACCAUCAAGAGCGAGAAAGCAUCUACUCUUACCAUGGACAAGGACAGCAAAGGAAAGCCUACUCCCACACCCGAUGCAAUUUCCAUAGACGUCGUUCCAAUACAAGAAGAUGGAAAAGAUAAUUAUAAGCAGAGUGGCCUCAUUCGCUCAGGUAAUUAAGUGGAAGCGCGGACAUGCAUUCCUUAAUUUUUG
Rosa chinensis is the source of this 1383-nucleotide messenger RNA. RefSeq lists its product as uncharacterized. The record is from RefSeq and is a predicted model, not a curated record. Bases 52 to 1350 code for a protein of 432 amino acids. NCBI's taxonomy places the organism in Eukaryota, Viridiplantae, Streptophyta, Magnoliopsida, Rosales, Rosaceae. The transcript is spliced from 7 exons.